UCUCUCUGCCCUUUAAUGGGAGUUGUGUUGCUAGCCCAGAUGGUCAAUGCUGCAACAGUAAAUGUAGCGUUGAAAGGAGUGGCCACCCAGUCAUCAACAGAAUGGUAUUGCAUAGCUCAAAAUGCCAUUGAUGGGAACAGAGAAUCAGACGGUCAGAAAGGAUCCUGCACCCACACUGCAUAUGACACCAACCCCUGGUGGAGAGUGGACCUGCUGGAUGUGUACAGAGUGACAGCUGUCACUAUCACCAACAGAGGAGACUGCUGUCAUGAGAGGCUUAAUGGUGCUGAGAUCCGCAUCGGUAACUCACUGGAGAGCAAUGGCAUCAACAACCCCAGAUGUGUUGUCAUAUCCCUCAUCCAAGCAGGAGAGACCAAAACUGUCCAGUGUAAUGAGAUGGAGGGUCGCUACGUUGUUGUGGUGAUCCCUGACAGGAAUGAAUAUCUCACUCUGUGUGAGGUGGAAGUAUAUGGCACUCCUAGAGGUAAUCAUCUAUAA
This is a messenger RNA of Salvelinus sp. IW2-2015, 498 nucleotides long. RefSeq names its product fucolectin-5-like. Lineage: Eukaryota; Metazoa; Chordata; Actinopteri; Salmoniformes; Salmonidae. The record is from RefSeq and is a predicted model, not a curated record.